UCAUUUUAUGCUUUAUGUUUUCAAGUGAGAAGAGAAGCUACAGCAGGGAAUUCUACUUCAAACGUGCCCGCUCAGCACCACGAUGUCUGGAAAGGAUAAAGGCGGUGCUGAAGGUGGUGCUGAUUCCUACAUUUCCUGCCACAUCGACUCAGAGUUUCGCUACAACCUCUUCACUGUUUUCUACAGCAUCAUCUUCAUCCUGGGCUUUGCUGCCAACUGCUACGUGCUCUGGAUUUUCAGCCGCAUUUACCCCACCAAGAAACUCAAUGAGAUCAAGAUAUUCAUGGUGAACCUGACAGUAGCUGACCUGCUCUUCUUGGUUACGAUGCCAAUGUGGAUUGUUUACUAUCACCACCAUGGAGACUGGAUCAUGCCCGAGUUCCUGUGUAACGUGGCUGGCACUCUAUUUUUUGUGAACACCUACUCUUCUGUUGCCUUCCUGAUGGUCAUCACAUACAACCGGUACCAAGCUGUGACUAACCCCAUUAAAGCUGCUCAGUUUACCACCCAGAGAAGGGGGAUCUACUUAUCAGCAGCUAUCUGGAUUAUAAUCGUGGGCAGCUCUUUGUAUUACCUUUUUGACAACAAUACUAACCAGGAGGAGAUCAAUUCUAGGAAUUUCACGCGGUGCUUUGAGCGCUAUGACUCUUCUGGCAGCGUUUCAGCUGUUCUCGCCAUCCACGUCAUCAUCUGCAUCCUCUUCUAUAUCAUUUUCAUCUUUAUACUAGGCUGGAACAUCACCAUCAUCAGGACCCUGUUCUCCAAACCAACGCAGCCACGGAAGAGUGCUCAUGUCAAGCAAAGGGCACUCUGGAUGGUGUGCACAGUGCUAGCUGUGUUCAUCAUCAGCUUUGUACCUCAUCACCUGGUGCAUCUGCCCUGGACCCUGACUGUUCUGGAGCAGUGGAAGAGAGAAAACUGCCAGUUGCGCCAACAACUCAAUGAUGCUCACCAGGUGACUUUGUGCCUCUUGAGUACAAACUGUGUGUUGGACCCUAUCAUUUACUGCUUCCUCACCAAGAAGUUCCAGAAGCAUCUUUCAGAAAAACUGAAAAGCAUGAAAGGGAGUCGCAAGUGCUCCAGGCAAACCACAGACACAGUGAUUGAGGGCACCAUUCACCAGGAGGAUGCCAUUAGGAUCUAGCUCAGCCCCGUUCCGACUGCAGAUUGAGGUGUGUGUGUUAGUCACACAUCUUUUCUCAAGGAGAGGCACUGAGGGACCCAGCAGAGCACCAGGAUCUUACAUUUCCUUUUUCCCAUUAGACAGAAGAAUGAUGCUCAUUUCUUCUAUCACAUGCAACUGGCAGAACUGGAGCCUGUAGCAGUCUGGCAGAAAAGCACCUUCUGUCUGGGCUGAUGUCCUCAUGGGCACCCAGAACAGUUCAGAUGGUCUGCUUUUAUGUGAAAGUAAUGUGUCACCAGGUCUGU
Molecule: messenger RNA, 1428 nt
Organism: Neopsephotus bourkii (Bourke's parrot)
Lineage: Eukaryota; Metazoa; Chordata; Aves; Psittaciformes; Psittacidae
Gene: PTAFR
Product: platelet activating factor receptor
Exons: 1
Coding region: 83-1144 (353 amino acids)
Biological process (GO): chemotaxis; G protein-coupled receptor signaling pathway
Cellular component (GO): membrane
Molecular function (GO): G protein-coupled purinergic nucleotide receptor activity; platelet activating factor receptor activity
Source: RefSeq, a predicted model, not a curated record